Molecule: messenger RNA, 1293 nt
Organism: Psilocybe cubensis
Lineage: Eukaryota; Fungi; Basidiomycota; Agaricomycetes; Agaricales; Agrocybaceae
Exons: 3
Coding region: 1-1293 (430 amino acids)
Source: RefSeq, a predicted model, not a curated record
AUGGGAAAAUGGUGCGUUUCGUCGCUUUCUUAUCAUGCCACUGUUGUCUCUACCCACUUGGACCCCGCUGACCCCCAUCAACCCUCCAGGACGCCCAACUAUGUCGAAGACAUUUUACAUUCAAAAAUAUCCAGCAUGGUCUCUGGAGCCAUCCGCCGAGCAUCUGUCGAGAAGGAGCCUUCAAUUACAUAUGAGAAUUUCGUCCAUGAAUUGGACGCCGGAGACUCCUUCACAACGUCAAUCAUCGAUGUCCUUGUCAAAGAAAUCGCUGAUAGACACACGCGUCCCUUCAGCGAUCGCAAGUUCCUGUCGGAGCGCACCAUUACUACUCUACGCCAACUAUCUAGACAUGCCCGAAGCUACCCAAGUCGUAUUCCCGGACGCAGCCAUAGUCGUAGAGGGAUCAACCUUGCCGAAUACUUCACCGCCUCUCCAAAUGAAUUGGAUAUGGAAGACGACGACGACGAUUUUGUAGAAACCAUGCCUCUACCAGGGGGCUCAGAUCCCGAAUCUGCUAGGCUGAAUCCAAUGCAUGCAGAGUUCCAUGCAAAUGUUUGGCCUCCUGCGUCUACUCGUAGGAUUACAGCAAGCCCUUCUCCUGUUUCCGACGAGUGGCCCCUCCCCCCGAAUCCAUGGGCUGCCACUGGUUCCAGUUCUUCAACAGUGGCACCCGCAACUGCCCUCACUCGACAACCGUCCAUCCGCCGCUCGCCACCCAGGACAAGACUGGUUGAUUUCAACGAUUACACCACCCGUCGCCGCCUGGCGACCAGGAAUGCACUGGUCUCCCGUCUUGAUGUUACGGAGACUGUUACUGAGCCCAGAGAAGGAUCAUCAUCGCAGACACUCCGUCGGUUCUUUCCUUUCCCCCGCUCUCGCCGUCACCAGCCGUCCACAAACCCGGCGUGGUCCGAACUUUCUGACUCUUUGAGCCCGGACUCAGAUGAGCCCAUGCAUUACUUUGUUGAGCCUCCAAAUGUCGCCACCUGGUAUGACUAUGACCCUCCCGAGCCCCGACUUUCCCCAGAGGUUGAGAGCCGUGAAGAGACAGAGAAUUUACUCAGGGCACCCAGGCUGCGCCGUGGUGGCAUUCGCCCGCCGGAAUCCAUGCUAUCCCGCCAUGCGUCACCCGUCAUCAUUGCUACCCCUCCUCCUCCGACUGCCCCUGCUGAGAGUACAACCCCGGCACCUGCCCCAACUCUCCAAAACACCGAAAGCUCUUCAAUACCUGUACCCGAGGAGCCAAUCGCUUAUCCUACUCCAGGAUCCUCAGAAAACGAGAAUGCUGCUUAG